CACGCGUUUCACUGAAUAGAACUCCAUGCACAAAGCCACGUAAAAGCUCUCUCUCUCUCUCCCUCCCAGAUCUCUCUAUCUCUCAAGUCUCUCUCUAGACGAAAAUUCUCCAACCAGAUGGUGAAACUCGCGACGGCGCGUGAGAUUAGAACGUACGGCCCUCGGCUCGGGAGGAGCAGAGCCGAGUACAUCAACGCAGGUCUAUACUUGUUCGCCACCGUUGUUCUCCUUGGUGGUUUCACGGCGACAGGAUUCUCGUGGGAACCAAGAUCCGGCCUGGCCCAUCUAGCUGGAAUUGAUUACCGGUUAAGGUUAAUGGAGUAUGAUUUGCAAUUGGGUCUAGUGGAAUUUGCAGUCCCUCUGGUUAAUGUAGCAGGCUCCGUAGUCUUCUUCGUGGGAAUCUUGUUCGUUUUCCAUCAGGCUGAGAAAAAACUUGGAUACAGUGGAAAAGAGAAGCAUACAUUAAACAUGCUUAUUGCGGGUCCGUUGCUUUGGGUGAUAGGAUCGCUUCACAACUCAUGCCAGAUCUACGAGAGAGCAGACAGUCACGUUCAAAUUCUACAACAAUCUGUUCACAUCCCUUUCUUGGUUGGAUCCCUUCUAUUCUUGGUUUCCGCAGUUCUCAAUAGCCUCGACCUAUCCGGGUCAUCACAUAGUGGCUUGAAGCUUCUUGGGGAAAGAUGGAUCUGGCUUGGGAUUUCCGGGGCAAUAUGUUUUUUUGUGGGAGGAUUGAUGAACGUUGUUAAGGUUUUUAACUUCGUUCAGAUCACUGGGCUUCGCCUAGAGAAACUACGAGGCGGAGCACAAGACCGGCUUCUCGAAGAGAGAGAAGGAUAUCUCCCUCUUGUUGCUGAAGAAGAAAGAAUAAGGAAAAUGGAAGCUGACGAAGCUAGUAGAGCUAAACCGCGGACCCAUUUAAUUUCCAAGGCCGGAGAGGGAACCGGAGCUGCUGAGACCGUAGUGACAUCUUCUCCGACACCAUACAAGGAUGUUCUCGUCCGACACAGCUGAGGAAUGUUAGUCAUGUUUAAAUGUUGUUUUUGUACUCCAUAUUCGUUUUUAUCUACGGAGACCACAGAUUUUACCGUUCAAAGAAUGCUACGAUUAGUUUCCUUUUUUGGUCCUGCCUUUAUGAAUAUUGGAAUGGGUUACAAUA
Camelina sativa (false flax) is the source of this 1156-nucleotide messenger RNA. RefSeq lists its product as uncharacterized. The record is from RefSeq and is a predicted model, not a curated record. Lineage: Eukaryota; Viridiplantae; Streptophyta; Magnoliopsida; Brassicales; Brassicaceae.